Molecule: messenger RNA, 2162 nt
Organism: Ochotona curzoniae (black-lipped pika)
Lineage: Eukaryota; Metazoa; Chordata; Mammalia; Lagomorpha; Ochotonidae
Gene: ALCAM
Product: activated leukocyte cell adhesion molecule
Exons: 15
Coding region: 386-2137 (583 amino acids)
Biological process (GO): cell adhesion
Cellular component (GO): plasma membrane
Source: RefSeq, a predicted model, not a curated record
CAGUAUUACUCUCGGUGCAACAGAAGGAAACUGCAAGAAGGUUCAGCCGAAGCGAGCCAGGGACACUCUUCCCAAUUACUUCUGGUGUCUGCAAAGAGAGGUCGCCGGCCCAAGGAGGCGAGGCCGAAAGGACCUAGAGUGGUGACGGACAGGGAGGAGGAGUCGGGGGUCCCCCCCCCCCCCGUGAGGUGGAAAGUUGCGGACUGGCCAAAGCCUAAGGUGCAAGCGCCACAGCCCAGGGGACGGUGUGUCUGGGAGAAGACGCUGCCCCUUGCGUCGGGACCCGGAGCGCGCGGGCACCGCGGGGCGCGCGGGCCGACGCCCCCUGCUGCGGCGUGGACUCUGGCAGUGACCCCCCUCCUGCACCCCGAUUAGGAGGAGGAAUAUGGCAUCAAAGGCUGCCCCCUCGUGCCGUCUGAUCGUCUGCCUCCUGACCGCCGCCGCCGUCCUCAGGCCAGGCUUUGGAUGGUACACUGUAAAUUCAGCAUAUGGAGAUACCAUAGUCAUGCCUUGCCGACUUGAUGUACCUCAGAACCUUAUGUUUGGAAAAUGGAAAUAUGAAAAACCCGAUGGUACCCCAGUAUUUAUUGCCUUCAGAUCCUCAACAAAGAAAAGUGUGCAAUAUGAUGAUGUGCCAGAAUACAAAGACAGAUUGAGCCUCUCAGAAAACUACACUUUGUCUAUCACUAAUGCAAGGAUCAGCGAUGAGAAGAGAUUUGUGUGCAUGCUAGUAACGGAGGAUGAUGUGUUUGAGGCUCCGACAGUAGUCAAGGUGUUCAAGCAACCAUCUAAACCUGAAAUUGUAAGCAAAGCACCAUUUCUUGAAACACAGCAGCUACAAAAGUUGGGUGAUUGCAUUUCAAAAGACAGUUACCCAGAGGGCAACAUCACAUGGUACAGGAAUGGAAAAGUGCUACAACCUCUGGAAGGAGCUGUAGUCAUCAUAUUUGAAAAGCAAAUGGACCCAGUUACUCAACUCUAUACCAUGACCUCAUCGCUGGAGUAUAAGACAACCAAGGCUGAUAUACAGUCGCCGUUCACCUGCUCUGUGACAUAUUAUGGGCCAUCUGGUCAGAAAACUGUUCAUUCUGAACAAGCAGUCUUUGAUAUAUACUAUCCUACAGAACAGGUGACAAUACAAGUGCUGCCACCAAAAAAUGCCAUCAAAGAAGGAGACAACAUCACCCUUACAUGCUUGGGAAAUGGCAACCCUCCACCUGAAGAGUUUUUGUUUUACUUACCAGGACAGCCUGAAGGAAUACGAAGCUCAAAUACUUACACGUUGACAGAUGUGAGGCGCAAUGCGACAGGAGACUACAAAUGCUCCCUGAUCGACAGAAACAGCAUGAUUGCCUCAACAGCCAUUACAGUUCACUAUUUGGAUUUGUCCUUAAACCCAAGUGGGGAAGUGACCAAGCAGAUUGGCGAUGCCCUGCCUGUGUCCUGCACAAUAUCCGCAAGUAGAAAUGCGACUGUGGUGUGGAUGAAAGACAAUAUCAAACUUCGAUCUAGUCCAUCGUUUUCCAGUCUCCAAUAUCAGGAUGCCGGAAAUUAUGUCUGUGAAACUGCUCUGCAAGAAGUUGAAGGACUAAAGAAAAGAGAGUCAUUGACUCUCAUUGUAGAAGGAAAACCUCAAAUCAAAAUGACAAAGAAAACUGAUCCCAGUGGACUAUCUAAAACAAUAAUCUGCCAUGUGGAGGGUUUUCCAAAGCCAGCCAUACAGUGGACCAUUACCGGCAGUGGAAGCGUCAUAAACCAAACAGAGGAAUCUCCUUACAUCAAUGGCAGGUAUUAUAGUAAAAUUAUCAUUUCUCCUGAAGAGAAUGUUACGUUAACUUGUGCUGCAGAAAACCAGCUGGAGAGAACAGUAAACUCCUUGAAUGUCUCUGCUAUAAGUAUUCCAGAACACGAUGAGGCAGACGAGAUAAGUGAUGAAAACAGAGAAAAGGUGAAUGAUCAGGCAAAACUAAUUGUGGGAAUUGUCGUUGGCCUCCUCCUGGCUGCCCUUGUUGCUGGUGUUGUCUACUGGCUCUACAUGAAGAAAUCAAAGACUGCAUCAAAACAUGUAAAUAAGGACCUAGGAAAUUUGGAAGAAAACAAAAAAUUAGAAGAAAACAAUCACAAAACGGAAGCCUAAGAGAGAUUCUGUAGUAGUUGUCCAG